GAUUCUCAUUUCACUUGAGAUCUGCCGUUUUGUACUAAAACAUAAUGAAAUCUAUUGCGUAUGGUGCGUAUUGUGGCCAAGAAUAAUGUUUAGUUUAUUAAUUUUUAAAAGAAGCUUGCUGAUCUUUAAGAUUUUUGGAUUUCGUGAAGGUAGAUAUAAAUCGAAACGUAUUUUUAUGAAAGCGUAAGUAAUGAAGUAUAAGUGAGAUGUCGAUGGAACCGAAAAGAGUGUCAACGAACCUCGCUACGAUGUAUGGCAGGCUUGCCACAGGUCACGAUCGGAUGAAAAUCUGUUUCUGCACCGAUCUCGAUAAAUCGGUUCUGAUAAGCAAUUUUGAAAAGCGCGGCUGGGUACAAGUUACGGCGGAUGACGAUUGGAAUUUCUACUGGGCUGGAACUGGCACCUGUCGCAAUAUAUUCAGCGUUGACAGUGGAUACCGUAUGCACGAUAAUCAGCUUAUUAAUCACUUUCCGAACCAUUACGAGUUAUCAAAAGAUUUACUGGUGAAGAAUAUAAAACGCUAUCGGAAGGACCUUGAACGAGAUGGGAAUCCGUUGGCAGAAAAAACUGAAGCAAACAUUCCCGGUGGCUCAAAAUAUUUGUAUUUAGAUUUCAUACCGAUCACGUUUGUCCUGCCAGCUGACUAUAACAUGUUUGUGGAAGAGUACAGAAAAAAUCCUCAAAGUACAUGGAUUAUGAAACCGUGCGGUAAGUCACAAGGUGCUGGCAUUUUCUUAAUCAAUAAAUUGUCCAAAUUGAAACGCUGGUCGAGAGAAGCAAAAACGUCAUUUCAUCCUCAAAUCGGCAAAGAGAGCUACGUUAUUUCAAGGUAUAUCGAGAACCCGCUGUUAAUUGGUGGCAAAAAAUUUGAUCUUCGAUUGUACGUUCUUGUGACAUCAUUUCGUCCGCUGAAAGCAUACUUGUUUCGUUUGGGAUUCUGCCGCUUUUGUACGGUAAAAUACGACACAAGUGUUACGGAAUUGGACAACAUGUACGUACACUUGACUAACGUCAGUGUGCAGAAACAUGGUGGUGAAUAUAACAACCAUCAUGGAGGCAAGUGGAGUGUACAAAACUUGCGUCUCUAUCUUGAGGGUACGCGUGGUAAGGAAGUAACGGAUAAGUUAUUUGGGUCCAUCACUUGGCUCAUAGUACACUCCUUAAAGGCAGUAUCAAGUGUUAUGGCCAGUGAUAGGCACUGCUUCGAAUGCUACGGUUACGAUAUCAUCAUAGACAAUACAUUGAAACCGUGGCUUGUCGAAGUGAACGCUUCACCGUCACUGACUUCAACUACUGCCAACGAUCGGAUACUCAAAUACAAGCUAAUAGACAACAUUCUCAGCAUUGUAUUGCCACCGGAUGGAGUACCUGAUGUCCGUUGGAGCAAAAUUCCCAGCCCAGACAUGUUGGGAAACUUUGAUCUUCUCAUAGACGAGGAAAUAGCGGCACAGGAUGAUAGUAUACAUAACAGUAAUAAUGGUAAACACCGCUCCAAUAGUAAUAGAUGGAAAUAAUUGUACGAAAAAUAAAAUGAAUGUCUUAAAUACUGGUGUUAACAACACGAAGAAAAUUUGCAAUUGAUUAUGGAGUGUUGCGACGAACUCGUUCGUGUUCCCGUAAUAGUUAAUACCUUAAAAUGAAAACGAAAAGUCAUGAACUAAAAACGAGCUACAUUCUCAAACGGUUGAAUUGUCUUAAAUAAUAGUAUUAAAAUUGAAACACGUAUGAUAUAUUCCUUCGUUUAUUUGUUCUAUCGUUCGGGCUUUGUGUUUAAUGUUUUUUUGUUUUAUGUUGUACGAAUGUGUUUUAGUUUUAACAUGCACAAAUUUUUAAUAUAUUUCCGAGGUUCUUUUGUAUUAUGUAGCACAAUCAGCCAUUUUUAAUUCAUUAGUCUUUCCUAAUAGUUGUUGCUUUCGCUGUAAUUAUAUAAUUGAUUUUCUAGUUUCGAUUGUAUGUUGACUUUUGUUUCCUUAUGAGCGACUAUAGUUUUUCCUAUCCUUUUUUUGCAAUAUAUGGUACGCGGUUUCCCAACGUACGGUAAUUUCAAUAUUCUUUCCCAAUUAAAGUAUUCCAGUUUGGCUUUCACAUCAGUUGUGCGAGAUUUUCGUUUCAUAGUAGUGGCUGUUUUAAUUGUUUUGUACAAUCAUAACAUCGAAUUUAAACCAAAUUUCAUACAAUUCAAAUUGUUAGUUGGUUCCGUAGUUUAAUAGGUUGUCAAUAAAUGAAAUAAAACUACAUAUUUAUAGUUUGGGAAGUGAAAAAACAAUCAGAUUGUUAAUAAUCUGCAACAUAUAGUCAGUCAUAAUACGUAGACAAACAUCUACUAUUAUAUGAGUCAUGCAAGAAAGAUAGCAACAUAACAUUCCCUUUUUUACAAUAUAUUCAUAUUUCGGUUUGAUUGUUGGCUUAAUUGUUAAAAACAAAUCCAUCACACACAUUUAAACUCUAGUGCCACGCCGAUUGCAUUGCUUACAUUGAUUUGGAAAAUAAUGGUUUUACCUUUAUAUACACCCACACCGAUCGCCGUAUAUUUCUGCGCGUGCCUUUUCUGCUGGUUCAAAUAUAGUGGCUCUAGUAUUUGUCAGCAACAUAACACACA
Anopheles merus is the source of this 2599-nucleotide messenger RNA. RefSeq names its product probable tubulin polyglutamylase TTLL1. The record is from RefSeq and is a predicted model, not a curated record. Lineage: Eukaryota; Metazoa; Arthropoda; Insecta; Diptera; Culicidae. Gene Ontology annotation, cellular component: cilium. Gene Ontology annotation, molecular function: tubulin binding; tubulin-glutamic acid ligase activity. Gene Ontology annotation, biological process: microtubule cytoskeleton organization; protein polyglutamylation.